GCGGCUGGGCUGGGCUACCUGGUCGCCGGCGAGGCGACGGCGGGGGGCAGUGAGGACUGCGGCGGAGGUGGCCGCGGGCAGUCCCCGUCCUUGGAGCCAGGGGCGGGCGGUGGACGCCGGCGGGCGAACCUCUGGCUUUUCCUGGUGAGGACUCGGGCUGCGUCUGGCGGAGCGGUGGGCCGGCUGGUGGCUGUGCGGGCGACGGGUCCUGGGGGCAUGUUCCUGCAGGGAGUUUGCUUCAGCAAACCUUUUGAUGCCUGACCUUCCUAUCCGGAUUAUACUCAAAGUCUUGUUUAGAAAAUGGGUCCCACGGGUCGCCUUGUGACCAUCAAAAGGAGUGGGGUGGACGGCCCCCACUUCCCACUGAGCCUCAGCACCUGCUUGUUUGGAAGGGGUAUUGAAUGUGACAUUCGAAUCCAGCUCCCUGUGGUGUCAAAGCAGCACUGCAAAAUUGAAGUCAGUGGGCAGGAGGCGAUACUGUUUAAUUUCAGUUCCACCAAUCCGACCCAAGUGAACGGGUCUGUCAUUGCGGAGCCCGUACACCUUAAGCACGGCGAUGUGAUCACUAUUGUCGAUCGAUCUUUCAGGUAUGAAAAUGAAAGUCAGCAGAAUGGAAGCGAGUCAACGGAAUGCCCGGGACAAAAACGCAAACAGGAUUCUCUGCAUCGGGUCUCAAGGUCUAGCUUCUCUUCUGACCCCGAUGGGAAAGUUCAAGAUUCCAAUGCCCGUUCAAAACUCUGUGAAGAAAAUGUUUCCGGAAGCCCACUGAUACACGUGAAGAAUGGCAAAACAGCGUCUUCAGAUGGUCCCAAAGAUCACACUGCUAGAAAAUCCCUUAAUGCUGUCCAUUCCUCAGAACUUCCUGGAGAGAACUUCAGAAAUGCAAUGGAUCCUACAGCCGGGGAUUUUAAGGAAGAUUCCAGCAUUGUCUUAGUGAGCUGUCAUGGAGAACUGAAGACUUUCCCCUCUGAGAAUAGUGAAAACCAGGAGUCUCCAUUUAGGGAGCUUUACGAGUCAAUGAAGGAAGAGUUUGACAUGAAAUCAGGAAAAGGAAAUGUUACACAGAGUGGGAAAAAGUCGGGGUCGCGGAGUCAUCGUGCAUCAGAGAACGAAUGUUCCGGUGAGCUACAAGAUGGGACACAAGUCCUGGUCUCACUUAAAUCCAGACCCAGGUCGGGUCGAUUCACCCCAGUGAAGGCAGACCCUGCUUUGGGAGAACAAGGAAUUAGCCAGACAGAGGACAGGAGAAAGGAUGAGGAGGCCCUUCAGACUCCCAAGGAGACCACGGGUCCCAGCAUCCCUCCUAAGGAGAUGACAAGAACCAAGACCCUGGUCCAUCAUUCUCCUCACGAUUCCUCACGAAAACGUCGGAGUGAAGACCUGCGUGUUCCCAGCGGAAGUGAACCCGUGAAUCUGGCUCAAAGUGAAAGCUUCGGGACAGAUAACAAGACAUUCACUCCUCGGAAGUUCUUAACCAGCAAUCCAACACCCACUAAAGUUGAAAAUGCUGUUAAUUUUGGAGCAACACCAGAAAAACUCUUCUCCAAGAAGAGGGCGAGUGUUCCCUCCAGUGUGGACGCUCUUGCCACAGAACCGGAAACUCAGACUCACACUGUUUUAGCUCCACUGCCCGUUCAAGUUGAACGGAAGAUUCAGAGCAUUUCCGUGCACCGGCCUGAGAAAGUGGGCGCCACCGCCGGGCCUUCGAGCUCUGGGUUCCCGGGCCGUAGUUCAGUUGAUAGCAGCAGCUCUGGUGACUCCAUUAAUAAGAUUGAGGGAACGCCCCUGAAAAGAAGGCGGGUCUCCUUCGGUGGUCGUCUGAAGCCGGAGUUAUUUGAUGAGAACUUGCCUCCUAAUACACCUCUCAAGAGAGGAGAGACCCCGAGAAGGUCUCUCGUCAGCCACACUUCAGCUGUCCUGAAGAAAAUCAUCAAGGAAUACCCUCAACCAUCAAGAAAAGAAGAUUCUUCAGAAAUCCGUUUGGAAGUUUGUGCACAAGACCAGCGUAAGGGAUCUCCAGCUCGGAAUCUGACGAGAACUUCUCCAGUGGCAAAUGAGGCCCGCCGUAGGUCGAGCAAGGUGCCCUCGGUCUCCAGUGGCAGCGCAUCUCCUCAUCCCACAGACACUCCCAAGAGGGGAGGCAGGAAGAGUGGCACCUUGCCUUCGAAGAGAGCUUCCAUCGAUCGGAGCCAACACGAGAUCUUGCAGAGGAUCUAUUCCAGAAGAAGGAGCGGCGCUUCUGAAGCCAAUUUAAUCGUGGCAAAAUCGUGGGCAGACGUCGUAAAACUCGGAGCCAAACAAACACAAGCUAAAGUGGUUAAACAUGGCCCCCAGAGGCAACUCAGCAAAAGGCACAAGAGAACGACCACUCCAAAGAAGCCUGUUAGUGAUAUUCACAGUCAAUUCAGCACAGGCCAUGCCAACUCUCCUUGUACCAUAAUAAUAGGGAAAGCUCACAUCGAGAAGGUACACGUGCCCGCUCGGCCCUACAGAAUGCUCAACAACCUUGUGUUCAACAAGAAAAUAGACUUUAAUGAAGAUCUUUCAGGGUUAACUGAAAUGUUCAAGACUCCAGCCAAAGAGAAGCCACAAACAAUGAGCUUAUGUCCCAAGGCUUUUUCAAAUUCAGAGGACUUCAUCGGAAAGGAGUUUGAAGUACCCAAUUCGGGAGAAAAACCUCCGCUGUGCACUUCAGUAAAUUUUGGAGAAAAUGUAUUCCGCGUGACUCAGAGUAAACCGCAAGAGCCAUCCGAUCACAGUCCUGCCAGCCCUGCCCUCAGAAGACCGGCUAUUAGAGUAAACGCAAACAUCGAGAAGACUCCAGGGUCGGAGGCAGAGCCUCUGAAGGUGACGUCAAGUGCAAACAGGUUUCGAAGGUCUACGGAGCUCAGAAACACACAGAUGCCAGGUUCAGGGCACAGCGACAAAGAAGCAAACACAGACACUGCCGAGAACAUGUCAGGGCAAUGUCUGAGGAAAACUCCACAGCGAGGACAGAAACCAGAGGGAGCGACUGAGGAACGAGAGAGCUGUUUUGACACAUGUGAGAAAGCUAUCAAAUCAGAAGGUAGUUCUGAAAAGAUGGUGGCUAUGAGGAGAUCGAGAAGAUAUUCAGAGCAAAGAUGGGAUCCAAUAGCCAACCUGACCACCCUCAAGAGACAGCAGGACACAGAACCCAAGGAAGACCUGGGGGGCAUCCAAAAUCUCCCCCAAACCCCCACUCACGCCCAGGAACCAAUGGACGUGGAAAACAAAACCACAGAAAAGUGCAAGAAAUCUUCAAAACUAGAACUAGUUGGCGUGCAAGCCAGGAUGAACAUAGAGCUGAAGACCCCUCCACAGAAAGUGGACCUAGAGGAAGAGCCCUCAACUCUCAGGAAGUCCAUGCAAAUGACAGGGGAAAACGUCCCUGUGCCUGGAGAACCAGAAGAUGGUGAUGAAGACAUCAAAUUGCUUAAUAGAACUCCAAAGCAGAAAGUGCACUCUGCAGAAAAUGUCACUGGAAGCAAGAGACGGUCAAGAGCUCCCAAGAGAAAUGCCCCGUCCGUAGAAGACCUGGCUGGCCUCAGGGAGCUCUUCCAAACUCCAAACCACACAGAAAGACCAAGGCCUGACAGCAAAACCACCACAGUCCCCGGCAAAUCUCCACUAGCAGAUCCAGUCAGCACGCCAACAAGUAGAACGAGGCAGCUCGAGACCCCUCCCCAGAAAGUGGACCUAGAGAAGGAGCCCUCAGCUCUCAGGAAACCCACCCGAACACCAAGGAAAGCCAUGCCGUCACACAGAGAACCAGGAGGUGCUGACGAAGACAUCCGCUUGUUCAAGGAAACUCUGAAGCAGAAAAUGACCCCUGCAGAAAAUGUCACUGGAAGCAAGAGGCGGUCAAGAACACCCAAGAAAAUGGUCCAUUCCUUAGAAGACCUGGCGGGCCUCAAAGAGCUCUUCCAAACCCCAGAGCACACCCAGGACCCAGUGACUGAUGACAGAACCACCACACUCCCCUGCAAAUUGCCACUAGCAGAUCGAGUCAACACACCAACAAGUAGAAGAAGGCAGCUCAAGACCCCUCCCCAGAAAGUGGACAUAGAGGAAGAGCCCUCAGCUCUCAGGAAGUCCACCCAAAUGUCAGGGGAAAGUGUGCCCUUAUACAAAGAACCAGGAGAUGGUGAUGAAGACGUCAGAUUGUUUAAGAGAAGUCCGAAGCAGAAAGUGCACUCCUCAGAAAAUGUAACUGGGAGCAAGAGGCGGUCAAGAACACCCAAGAAAAUGGUCCAGUCCUUAGAAGACCUGGCUGGCCUCAGAGAGCUCUUCCAAACACCAAACCACACAGAUAAACCAAUGACUAAUGACAAAACCACCAAAGUCCCCGGCAAAUCUCCACUAGCAGAUCCAGUCAACACACCAACAAGUAAAAGGAGGCAGCUCAAGACCCCUCCCCUAAAAGGAGACCUAGAGAAAGAUCUCAGGAAGCCCACCCAAACACGUGGGGAAAGCACACACUCACACGGAGAACCAGGAAGUGGUGAUGAAGACAUCAAAUUGUUCAAGGAAACCCCAAAGCAGAAGAUGACCCCUGCAGAAAACGUAACUGGCAGCAAGAGGCGGUCGAGAACACCCAAGAGAAAUGCCCCGUCAUUAGAAGACCUGGCUGGUCUCAGGGAGCUCUUCCAAACUCCAGAGCAUACAGAUAGACCAAUGGCUGAUGACAAAACCACCACAGUCCCUGGCAAAUCUCCACUACCAGAACCAGUCAGCACACCAACAAGUAGGAGGCGUCAGUUCGAGACCCCUCCCCAGAAAGUGGACCUAGAAAAGGAGCCCUCAGCUCUCAGGAUGCCCACCCGAGCGCCAGGGGAAAGCAUUCCUUCACAUGGAGAACCAGGAGGUGGUGAUGAAGACAUCAAAUUGUUUAACAGAACCCCGAAGCAGGAAGUGCACUCUGCAGAAAGUGUCACUGGAAGCAAGAGGCGGUCACGAACCUCCAAGAGAGAUGCCCCGUCCGUAGAAGACCUGGCUGGCCUCAGGGAGCUCUUCCAAACUCCAGAGCACACCCAGGACCCGGUGACUGACGACAAAACCACCACAGUCCCCUGCAAAUCUCCACUAGCUGAUCCAGUCCACAAGCCAACAAGUAGGAGGCAGCUCAAAACCCCCCACCAGAAAGUGGACCUAGAGGAAGAGCCCUCAGCUCUCAGGAAGUCCACGCAAACGCCAGGGGAAAACAUCCUUGUGCCCGGAGAACCAGAAGAUGGUGAUGAAGACAUCAAAUUGUUUAACAGAACCCCGAAGCAGGAAGUGCACUCUGCAGAAAAUGUCACUGGAAGCAAGAGGCGGUCACGAACCUCCAAGAGAGAUGCCCCGUCCUUAGAAGACCUGGAUGGCCUCAGGGAGCUCUUCCAAACUCCAAACCACACAGAAAAACUAAUGGUUGAUGACAAAACCACCACAGUCCCCGGCAAAUCUCCAUUAGCAGAUCCAGUCAGCACACCAAUGAGCAAAAGGAGGCGGCUCAGGACCCUUCCCCAGAAAGUGGACCUAGAAGAAGAGCCCUCAGCUCUCAGGAAGUCCACCCGAACUCUAGGGGAAAGUGUGCCCUCACACAGAGAACCAGGAGGUGGUGAUGAAGACAUCAGGUUGUCUAAGGAAACUCCAAGGAAGAAGCUAGACCGCGUAGAAAACGUAAGCAGAAGCAAGAAGGGGAUAAGAACGGGUAAGGAAAAGGCCCAAUUCCUAGAAGACCUGGUCGGUUUUAAAGAGCUCUUCCAAACCCCAGAGCACACCCGGGAACCAACAGCUCUUGUCAAAAGCACAGUAACGCCGGGCAGAUCUCCUCUGGCAGAAACAGUCAACACAGCACCCCAGAGGAAGACGUGUCGGAAGAUGCCUCGGGGGACGGCGGACUCCGAAAGCGAGCUCGCACCUCUCGGGGAGCCCGUCCAAACGCCAGCGGAAGCCACACACGCACACGGAGAGCCGGGAGGCGGUGAAGAAGUCAUCCACUUCUUCAAGGAAACCCCAAAGCAGAAGAUGAACCCUGCCGAAAAUGUCACUGGAAGCAAGAGGCAGUCAAGAACACCCAAGAGAAAUUCCCCAUCCUUAGAAGACCUGACUGGCCUCAGGGAGCUCUUCCAAAGCCCAGAGCGCCCCCAGCACCCAGUGACUGAUGACAAAACCACAGUCCCCUGCGAGUCGCCACUAGCAGACCCAGUCCACAAGCCAAUGAGUAGAAGGAGGCGACUCAAGACCUCUCCCCAGAAAGUGGACAUAAAGCAAGAGCCGUCAUCUCCCAGGAAGUCCACCCGAACGCGGGGGGCAAAGGCACACUCGGGCAGAGAAGCGGGAGGCCCUGAGGAAGACAUCGAACUGUUGGGUAAGACUGUGAAGCAGGAAGCGCGUUCUGCGGAGAAUGGAGCCGGAAGCAAGAGGGGGUCAAGAACAUGCAAGAGAAAUGCCCCGUCCUUAGACCUGGCCGGCCUCAGGGAGCUCUCCCAAACCCCAGAGCACACCCAGGACCCAGUGACUGACGACACCACCACCACAGUCCCCGGCAAAUCGCCACUAGCAGAUCCAGUCCACAGGCCAACAAGUAGAAGGAGGCAAGUCAAGACCCUUCCCCAGCAGGCAGACGUGGGGCGAGAGCCGUCAGCUCUGCGGAUGUCCACCCGACGGCGGGGGCCGAGUGCGGUCUCCGGCCAAGGACCCGCGGGUAGCGACGGAGACGUCAGAUGCGUCAAUGACACCGCAAAGCAGACCCUGAGCCCUGCAGAGAACGGAAUGGUCCGGAAAAGUCGGCUAAGAGCACCUAAGGAAAAGGCCCCGCCCCUGGAAGACCUGGCCAGUUCCCCGGAGCCAUCCCCGGUGCCGGAUCCCAGCGAGGAAGCGGGAGAGGACGCAGGUGGCGGUAGGGCCGCUCCCGUGCACCCUCCGGGCCGGAGGAAAGCUGUGAGCGUUCCUCAGAGAAGCCUCAGGUUCCGUCGGGCCACAGCAGAGGAAGACCCGGGGCACCGGAGAGAGCCGGUCGGGUCUGGGAGGGAAGGCGGCGCUUCCCCGCCCUCCAAGAGGGAAGGAGGAACCAAGGAAGGUUCGACGGGAACAAAGAGGCUGCGCUCUGCGACCCCUGCCCAGGACGCGACGGAGGAGAAGCCGCCCCAGAAGAGGAGGAGGGCGGCUCCCCGCGAGGGCUGUGACCCACCUGAACCCCUGACAGCGAAGAAGAGUCUGAGGGUCGUGGCAGAGCGGAUGCAACUCCCGGGAGACCCGCCAAGGAGCAGCAGGGAGGCUACGCCAAGGGCAGGAGAAGCGUCGGGCACGACCCCGAGCCAUCAGGGAAGGUCCCUGCGCUCUAGACGUCCAAAUAAAACCGAGGCAGAAGAGACAAGACUCGAGCCUGUUGUAACAGCGACAGAAAAGCCGAAAACAAAAAGAAGUGACAAGAAGCCCUUGAAGACGUCCCAAGAGACAGCAUUACAAAGCCCAGAAGACGGGGCCAAGCAUGCGGCAUCUGGGAGCAAAGCCCGGGAAAGCAGAAUGUGUCUGAGGUCUGCGAGACCCACUAAGAUGCCCUCGCCGGACGUAGCCCAGGAGAAGCAAAGGGAGAAAAGAGUGGGUGUCCAGGAAAAGAAGCAGGAGGAAGAAGUAAGGCAACCUUCAGACCCCAUGCGUUUGAGAUCUAGAAAAAUCACAGUCCCUCCCGGAGGAAAGACUUUGGAGAGUGAACCCCAGCAGAGGGUAACUCGGAAUGCCAAGAGAUGCGCUGAAAAUCUAAAAAAGGAUGAUGACAAUGUGUGUAUCAAGAAAUUAAGAACCAGAAGUCGUCAGGACAAUGAAGAUAUUUAGCUGAGAAGUUGAGAAGGGAAAAAAAAAACUAAUAAGUGCAGUCUAGUGAUAUAUUCUAGUAUGAUAUUUGGGUAAAUUUGAAAGGGAAUUUUGUAAAUAAUGCUAUUCGGGUGCUUAAGGAAAGAAUUUUCUCUCUCCGAGUGGUCUAUUCAUAAAGGCCACAUGGAGGUCACAAAGAGGACUGCUGGUCUCAUAAAGUGACAAAAAUAUCAAACUUGGCUUGGGGACGGGUGGGGGCGGGGAUUGGGACCCAGAAUAAUGCAGUGAAAUGAAGCCGUGACGUUUGUCACCCCUGUCCGUCCUUAUCGGCCCCACACGCCAGCACUUGCUCGCGCUGCUCUGUAAAUGCUUUCUGUUGGCCCGCGUCCCGCAUCAGAAUGUGAAAGCAGGGGCUUCUGUCCCUAGUCCCCAGCCCUGGGCAGGCACUCAGGAAACGCAAAUGAACAAACUCCUCGGCUAUUUUUUUACCGGGGAGGGGGUGGGGGGGGACACACUGGGUCUACUCACAAGGGCUGUUGGUCCCCUGUAUGGGACAGUCCCAUUCUCAGGGUUCUCGCCAUGGAAGGGAACACGCGUGGGGCCUGGAGGAGGCUGGUGGCCCCAGCUGCAGGGUGUAGGGGUCACUGGUGUCUUACAUUUUCCGCUUCAAGCAUCUCUCUCUGACCUGGGACAGCUCACAUCAGAGAAGGCACCUGGCGCUGAGUCCCAGGGCCGUGGGCCAGGGUACCCCUCGCUCUGAAUGGCCAUAACUCUCCUAGCUUUUCGCAUUUUCCUCUUAUGUUUUCUGAGCUCUCCCGAAUCUGCGCCCACCAGCGCUUUCUCUGACUGUCCCUGCUGGCUGCCUUCCUUCCCAGCACGUCCCCUUGUUCAGGAAAUAACCAAAACCCUCUUCCAAAAGAAGGACCGUGAUUCCCGCGCCGUCCACACAAGCCACGGCCCCUUUGGUCUCAGACCCAGACAGCCACGUGCCGGGCAUCUCCACCUCCACGUUCCACUGUCCUGUUCCUCUCGUGUUCCCUGGAUGAGAAGACAGCACACCGUCCCUCCGGUGCCCUGUCCAACCAGGUCCAAGUGGGGUUGGAGGACCAGGUAGGGGAGCUGUCCCCUACAGCGUCCCCGUCUGUCCACUCUGACACCAUUGUGUCUGGCGUGGAGCCAGGUGCUCGUAAUAAAUGUCUGCUGAAUGAA
Molecule: messenger RNA, 9024 nt
Organism: Lutra lutra (Eurasian river otter)
Lineage: Eukaryota; Metazoa; Chordata; Mammalia; Carnivora; Mustelidae
Gene: MKI67
Product: marker of proliferation Ki-67
Exons: 15
Coding region: 301-7836 (2511 amino acids)
Biological process (GO): regulation of mitotic nuclear division; regulation of chromosome segregation
Cellular component (GO): chromosome; nucleus
Molecular function (GO): protein binding
Source: RefSeq, a predicted model, not a curated record